GGAGCCCAGGGCAGUGCCUUGAAGUGCCCUCUUUGCCGGCCUGAUCUCACAUUUCACAACCCCACUGAACGCUGUACGGAUGACUCCAAGAUCCCAUACCCUUUGUUUUUGCCCUGAGUGAUCCUCGGCAACAGCAGAUUUCCUAUCUCUAUACCAGCGCCAACCACGACGAGUCCACGACGGUCGGCACAGCUUCUGCUGUGUUGGACGGUGCGAAGAGCCCUGCUUGGGCGCCCGUCGCCGUCCCUUUACUGCGGUAUGCCAUGCGAUGGGCGGCAUAACGUUAACUGCUGCGGCGGCCUCCCGGCCUGUCGAGUCUGGUAGGCAAUCCAGCUCCAGCACGCCAUUGCCUUCCUCCGUCGGCUCGCACUCAGCGCCGCAUUUGUUGGCUGCACCCGGCCGUGCGCUGGCCCAACCCUUGGCUUCUUCUGCCUUGGAAGCCGCCCUGGUCGGUCCAUCCUCUGGUUUCAAGAGCCUGCCGCCGCUGCCGGGUUUGGCAGCCUUCGACAUUCCGUCUUUCGACCUGGUCAGCGAGUUCGAGAAGUCAUUCAACUUCUCCUCCACAACCGAGGCACGCUCCCCGAGACCAGCUACUGCAACCGAGAGCACCGCGCACACUCAACUCGGAAACGGCGGCAACAACGACCACGUCGACGGCGGCAAGACGGCAGCCGGUGCCACACGGGUCGACGGCCACAGCCGCAGCAGGAGCAGAUCAAUGGUCGACCGCCCCCUCUCCUUGCUUCCGAGCUCGAAAUCGAGUCCCGACGUCCGCGCCUGCCAAGAACAUCACCCAAAGCGGUUGGUGAAACAGAAUGUGGCGGCCGGGCCAGAGAGCACUGCGGCGGCGAAGCCCGUGGAACGGUCGAGACCUGUAGAGUCUUUCGCCGAUUUUGCGAGGCGGUCCUGGAUCUCCAAGUCGCGAUUUCCUUCGCCGCCUGGCAAGCCCGAAGAACUGCGAGCCUCUGGCCGCACCGUUUCUGCCGAGCUAGCUGACCCGGCCAGGACAAAGGCAGCGGCUAACAGUCAGGCGGCGGUUGAAACCACAUGUGUUGUCGAGCCGUCGAGCAACAGGAGCCGCGCACUGAAUCGUGCCAGUGUGUAUCUGACAAAGAUCAAGCAAAAGCCGCAGAGCGUGUUCUCUCGGAGCGCCUCAUCCCCCAACCUCAAGCCCUCGCUCGGCAAGAGCACGGCUGCAGGCGACGCCGGGUGCGGUCCGUCCUCCACAGCUGCCGCCGUCCGCCGUCCUGGCGCUCCUGCGGUUGCGAAGAAUGCGUCAUACAACAGCAUCAGCUCGGCCACAUCACGCACUUCGUCGGCCGAUUCUGAGUUGGACACCGACACAGCAACGGCGAGCAGCACGUCCGAGAACGCCUCGCAGGUCACGGUCGACACGCCCGUGACGAUGCCGCAGCAGACCUCACGCGACCCUCUAUGGGCGACGUUCCGGACUCUCGAUGUCGAAUUCGCCCGGUUCGCCGCGAAGGGCUCGACAGCAGGGCGCAUGAGUGUGAUCCGGUCGAUACUGGUGCCGUUCCUGCGCAGCACCGCGUACCACCCUUCAAACUCGAGCCGCUCCAUUCUGACCCCCGAGGACAUCGAUCGCAGAGCGACCAUCUUGAACAAGUGGUGGAACGGCCUCUUGGGAAUGCUGGCUGGCGCAAAUUCGAGGCUGCCACCCGGGCUUGGCCAGGGCAUCGCCUCGCUGGGCGUGGAAUUCCCGGUGUUACAGCCCGUCGCAGGUGUGGACAGGCCGACGCUGCUCGAGGCGGCCUCCAUGAUCAUGAUGCGGCCAGAGUGGCGGACCUGCACCAGCGCCUUUCAGCCCCUGGCCGACCGUUGCCCGAAGGAACGCGUCCGGCCGAGGUCGGAAACAGAUUCGACAGUGGCGAGCGAACCGGACUCGCUUCUUACCGAGUCCGUUGAGCAUAACGUGCGCACCAUGUUCGUCACCAACCUGACGACCCAGAUGGCGCUGGUCGUCGAGAAGAUGUCGUUGCGGCACGCUCCGUUGAGUCUGGUCAGCUGGUGCGGCAAGGCGUGUGCCUACGCCUUCUUCUUCGUUCCCGGCGUUUCCGAUGUGCUUGUUCGCCUCUGGAAUCUGAACUCGGACCUGUUGCGCAGGAUAGCAGACGAAUUCGGGCUCCCGAGGAGAAACAAGGGCGAGAGCGAGGACAUCGUCGCGUUGUUCCCGUCUCACUUGCACAAGCUGGGCUGGUCGUCGGCCAAAUCGCUCGCCGACAGGCUCCGGGUGGCGGCGAACCUCCCGCUGAUGCUUGCCAAGAUACACUGGCACGGCCCCUGGGUUUCGAGGUGGCGGGGUCGGGAUACGGACCUGGUCUUCAUCUUCUGCAAGUACUUUUACAUUCUUGCCCAAGGGUUCAUGCCAGAGGGCCUUCCGCUGGUCGAGAAGGCCCGCGCACCUGCGUUCGUGCUGGUCCAUGCCCAGCUCCUGUCUAUCCUGGACAGCACCAUUCACCGGCAGGCCUCGCUCGAGGGCUUGCUGGGGCCUCCUCUUUCUGACGCGCUGCAUGGUGCCGAUGCAGCUCUGACGGCGCCUCCGUUUCCGAGCAACCUGCUCAAGGAAAUGGACGAGAACCGGCUGGUCAUUCUUCUCAAGGAUAUGCUAGCAGACCACCCCUUUGGCGUUGCUGCCGACGUCAAGCAUACCUUUGCCGAGGCCUUCGUGGCUGUUGCCAAGGCCGCCACCAAGCGGACGCCGCGUUUCGAGCAUGCUUCCUGCUUCUUGCUGUGUGACUUCCUUGAGGAGGCACUAGUCGCGCUCGACGCGUUCCAAAACACGGUCAACGCAAGCAUCGCGACGUCGCCGACAAAGGAGAACGCUACUUCCAGAUAUUCCGAGCCCGCCAGCCCCACGCCGCCGGCAAACUACGUUGACUGGCCGUUUUGGUUCGAGGUUGGCAAGAUGAUCAUGGACUCCAACAACACCAUGUCCGAGAUCCGGAUACUCUCCUUUCUCUUCUCUGUCUGGGAUGCCAUCACGGCAGACCCUGUGCGCAAGGAGGUGCUCUGCUUGGAUUGGCUGCUCUCUGAGGAGGUCUUCGCCAAGUUUUUCAAUCACUGGUGCCCAAUGGUUCGCGCAUAUUACAUGCGCUUGCUUUGCUGGCGGAUAUGCAGAGACUCGGGCAGCAACAAUGAGGUGGACUUAAAAAUCUUCCUCGUUGCGUCUCAGCGGCUGAGAACCAUUUGGUCACACUAUCUCUGGCUCAAGCAGGAUGCCGAGGCCAAAGGCCGUAUCCAGCCGUCAACAGCGCCUUCCUCUCCUGCGCCGGGCAAGCGGUUCCUGAUCAUCCGGACCGAAGUCCAGCCAACGCAGCACUCGCCCCGACUGGGGUUCGAUCCGUUUUCCAGCGCAUUCCCCAAUUCGGAGCCUACGCUUGAUUGCCUGGGUCCCGUCGCGGGUAAUGAUGACAGGGCAUCCGGCGGAGCCAAGGCCGACUCCAACCAGUGGUUCAAGAGGAGAUGGUCGCUUCUAGGGAAGGUCCUUCCAUUCAGUGCAUCGCAAGACAGUCCCACAUCAGAGACCAAACGCUCCUGGGAGGAAGAACUGGAACGGGCUCGCCGUGAUACUGCGGCAUCCCGCCUAGCGAGCCGCGGAGGAACUUUCGCUUCCUUCCAGCCGCUGGGCCCGCCGACUCCGCCGAAGCAGGACACAUCAACCGCUGCGAGGCCGUCAUCUGACUCCGCUUCUUCCACCGGCUCUGCUCCCGUUUUUGACGCGGGAACAUUUGUCUUCCGCUUCACUCUUACGUCCCAGACCGGCCCCGGCGGCGGACCGAUGCCUUGCGGACCCGCCCGUGACCGCGUCCUAACCCGGCCUCGACUUCCGGCGCCCGCGCAGGCACGGGUUAGCGUCCGCUCAGCCGGUCUGAAUAGCAGCGAUGGGAACCGCCCCCCCAUGUUCCGCAGCGACAGCCCGCCCCCUAUCGCGCCUGGACUUCCGCCCGAGACUAGACGGGUCAGUGGAUGCUUGCAGACCGGCCUGGUCAGCGAAGCUCGAAACGCCAAACCCCUGACGGACCCUCGCGAGCAAUCUCAAGCGUCGGCGAUUGUGAAAGAUGCCGAGAAGCGACCGUCUUUGAGCAUCGACCUCACGCCAACCAGCUUGCUCGACGAGGGGCGCAUGGAUGAGAAGGGGCUGGGCAUUCAGGCCCCCGACCGGGUGUCCGGGUUCGCGGGCGUUGAAUCCGACCGCGGCCGACCGUCUGACGCUGGAAGGGGACCUGUGCCUGUGCAGCCACCGCCGAUUCGCGCCGAGCGGCCGUCGGGCGUCUACGCUGCCGGGGCGGUCUAUGCCGGGCGGGCUCUGGCGGAGUGGAGCAUCGUGGUCAGCGAGUGCAACAGCUUUGUCGACCGGCGGCGGGACGAGGGCGUGCUGGGGCUGAGCGACGUCGAGGUACCGGCUCUGGGUGUCGAGGGGCUCGGGCUGGGGCUGAAAGUCCGAGGCUAGAUCGUUCAUGGCUCCCGCCACAUACAUGGCUUGCGAACUCGGCAAAGGCCUAUGCGGGGUGUUCAAAUGAUUGCAUUCCACAAACGUCAUCUUCGUCUAUCCUUGCCAACUUGCUAUCUUGGAUCUCAAUCGGCUCACUUGUUGGUUCUUCCGGCGGCUCCUUUUCGCAUUUUCGCGGUUGCAAAGGAAAACGAAAACGCCACAUUCGCGCAUACCAUACCAUAUGCCUUACAUAUUCGCGAUGUCUGCUUCUUCUGUCACAUACUCGCAUCUACUCGCGGCGUUGAGGAUCUGGUCAGGGGUGAGGUCGGCGGGUUCUCCCUAGAGUGGGAUCAAAGUUUCUUCUUUUUUUCUUUU
This is a messenger RNA of Thermothielavioides terrestris NRRL 8126, 4828 nucleotides long. RefSeq lists its product as uncharacterized. The transcript has 3 exons. Bases 269 to 4471 code for a protein of 1400 amino acids. Lineage: Eukaryota; Fungi; Ascomycota; Sordariomycetes; Sordariales; Chaetomiaceae. The record is from RefSeq and is a predicted model, not a curated record.